CAUCAUCCGAACUCUUCGGUUUUGGGUAGAACUUCUCAAAAUGAAGCAAGCGCUUCAAACUACUCUCUUGUUUCGUCAUGCGCCAGUCCAUUUAGUAAUUUCUCCAUGCCAUAUCAUAUCUCGUGUUCUCAUAUUCUUCUCAUCCACACACACACAUUCCUCUCACAUAUUUUGUUUCUACCUACCCCAAAAAUUUCACAUUUUCGAUCUGCAUUGAUAUAUCGCAGCACAGAAACGCAAUUUCCAAGCAACUGGCCACCGUAUCGCACCGAUCUUCAACAUCGAACCGAAACUUGAGCCGAGAAUCAAGCCGAGAACUGAGCACCGAUCAGUGAAUCCAAAAGUUGGAAUUUAGCAUCAUGAAUUCCUCUAAUGUCACUACAGCUGUGGAAAGCUGUGAAGAUCCACAAUUUGUCGCCAAAGCGAUCGUGCUGGCUGUGUUCCUCGUGUUCAUUCAAAUACCGCUCGUCUCGACGGGUUUCUUUUUCGGCUACCACUAUAUGGCUUUGCGCGUCAAGAUGCGUCUCCCGGAUGUAGUAGCGAUUGAAAAGUUGUUAAUCGAGGUAGAAGAGAAACGUUGGGGCGAGGGAACUUACAGGCGUGACGGAAAACGACCUACAUUUGAAAUAGAAGCUGAGGUUUAGGUUAUACUGUUCAAUUCUGACCCAUUCCGCGUCAUAACUUCAUGGCUUUCUCUGUGAAGGAAAGAACGAGUAUACAGUUGUUU
This is a messenger RNA of Mollisia scopiformis, 727 nucleotides long. RefSeq lists its product as uncharacterized. Lineage: Eukaryota; Fungi; Ascomycota; Leotiomycetes; Helotiales; Mollisiaceae. The transcript has 2 exons. The coding region runs from base 360 to 644 and encodes 94 amino acids. The record is from RefSeq and is a predicted model, not a curated record.